AUGACUAGGUGUCCCACAAGGCUGACCAGUCCGAGUACCAGUGCGAAUCACGUAAGAGCAGCGAACAGCACUGAGAGACCCUCCACUCUGAGCGUACCACUCACGAAGCUGGCGAGGCGUGAGAGACACGCGAGAGGGUCGCGGGAGCUGCAUCUGGCCGCCACCACGAGUAGAAGCAGCAGGAGUGGUAGUAGGAGUAGUGCCGCCACCCCUACAGCCCCAACCAGCGUACCACUCACGCAGCUGCUGGGGCGUGAGGGACUCACGCAGGCGUCGCUGGGGCUGCAUCUGGCUCCGCAAGUAGAAGCAGGAGCAGGACUAGCAGCAGGAAGGCAGGCAGCCAGCUCGGCGGCUCUGCGGCUCGGGCGACGCGGGCGGCUCGGCGGCAAGGCGGCUCGGCAGCAACUGCAGCUCAGCAGCUCGGAGACUCGGCGGCUCGGCGGCAGGGCAGAUCGGCAGCAACUGCAGCUCAGCAGCUCAGCGACCCGGCAGCUCGGCGGCAGGGCGGCUCGGCUGCUGCAGGUGAGCGGCUCGGCUGCUGCAGCGGGAGAUGAAGGAGGAGGAGAAGCAGGGGAGGCCACAUACCGGCCCCCUCAGGUCGCCUCGACAGGCGACGGGAAAAGGGGGGGGGGGGGGGGUUGGUGGGGGCCGGUAGGUGCAGCGGCGGGGCCUGCAGGUGCAGUUGCGGGGCCGGUAGAAGGGGACGGCAGGAGCCGUCAGGAGGGGACGGCGGGGCCGUCAGGAGUGGACGGCGGGGCAGGCAGGAAGGGACGGCGGGGCCGUCACGAAGGGUCGCGAAAAAAAAAAGCGAAAAAAUGCCCGCCAUCAGCGGGCGGCGGGGCCGCGUCAGAGGAGGCGGCGGAGCCGCUGCAGAGGAGGCGGCGGGGCCACGUCAAGCAGAGGUGGCGGGGCCGCGUCAGAGGGACAGCGGGGCCGCGAGAGUAA
Messenger RNA from Closterium sp. NIES-65, 945 nucleotides. The record is from the annotation of a GenBank genome assembly. NCBI's taxonomy places the organism in Eukaryota, Viridiplantae, Streptophyta, Zygnematophyceae, Desmidiales, Closteriaceae.